AUGGACAAACUGACAGAGGACGUGAAACAGCUGAUCUACAUGAACAAGGGAGUUGAGGACCAACUUCAACUGAUCGAUCACCUGCGGCAGCUUGGGGUGGCGUAUCACUUUAAGGAGGAUAUUAAGGAUGCUUUAUGGACUAUAUACGGUUCCAUGGAAGACGUGAACAUGUUGCUGAAGGAUAAUCUUCAAGCCACGGCUCUUAUGUUCAGGCUUCUCAGAGAACAUGGGUUUGCUGUUUCUGAAGGUGUAUUCUACCGAUUUAUGGAUGAGAAGGGAAACUUGAAAGCCAUCCUUCGCCACCAGACUGAAGAAUUGGUGAGCUUGUACGAGGCUUCCCAUCUUGCAAAGGAAGGAGAGCACGUGCUGGAAGAAGCUACGAACUUCACAACUAAACAGCUCAAGAGCCUCAUGGAUGGAUCACUUGAGCCUCAUCUCAGGGAGCACGCACAUCAGGUGGAGGAGGAUAACGCAAGAAGGAUGGACAAACUGACAGAGGACGUGAAACAGCUGAUCUACAUGAAGAAGGGAAUUGAGGACCAACUUCAACUGAUCGAUUACCUGCGGCAGCUUGGGGUGGCGUAUCACUUUAAGGAGGAUAUUAAGGAUGCUUUAUGGACUAUAUACGGUUCCAUGGAAGAGGUGAGCAUGUUGCUGAAGGAUAAUCUUCAUGCCACGGCUCUUAUGUUCAGGCUUCUCAGAGAACAUGGGUUUGCUGUUUCUGAAGGUGAUUAA
Molecule: messenger RNA, 735 nt
Organism: Musa acuminata AAA Group (dessert banana)
Lineage: Eukaryota; Viridiplantae; Streptophyta; Magnoliopsida; Zingiberales; Musaceae
Product: monoterpene synthase 7, chloroplastic-like
Exons: 3
Coding region: 1-735 (244 amino acids)
Molecular function (GO): terpene synthase activity
Source: RefSeq, a predicted model, not a curated record